UUUGGGAAGAUUUUAGGAUAUAGAAUGCAAUGCAUUUAUUGACUGACAAGUGCUAAUUAGGGCUUUAGAAAGUUGUUUUAACUUCUUGACCAGAACCAAUGUGAAAGAAAUUAUCGUUUUUAAAUAGUUUUGUAUGUCUGUAUUGAUGCUGGAGUUUAAUUUGUAAUUUUACGUUGAUCUGAAAUGGGUUUAGAAACAGGCCCUGAGUAAAUUUGUCUUUUUAAAAACAUGUAUCAGACAAAGUUAACAUGACAAAAUACAAUGGAUAAUCUUUUUCAAAUAUUUUAUUUUUUUUAUCCGUGGAAAAAAAAAACUUGCCUUUUCUGAUCCACUAGGUGCUACUGUCUGCUUUUAGUAAUCUUUUAAGUGGCUGAAGCUCCCAUUAUUUAAAUUACUAAAGACAUAAUAAUAAGACAAUAAUGCCACCACAUUGUCUCAUAAGGAAGAAUCUCCCUUAAAGUCCAAGUGGAGUUUAUUUGUGAUUCACCUUUGCAUUCUGCUGUAGGUUUCAAAUUUGUGAACUAUCAAAUUUAAUAACUAGAAAAAUAUUGAAACGUUUAUACAAUUGACUAGCGUUCACUGUUUUUAGUUUGCAGCUUGAUGGAUUAAACUGCAGCACAAGAUGGGUUAUUGUCAGUUAUUGUAGAGCUGAAACAAUAAGUAGGUCAACAAAAAUUGCAACUAUUUUGAUAAUAUACUAGGCAUUGAAGUCCUUACUGAAGCACAAAUACCAAACAUUUAAUGGUUCUUGCUUCUUAAAUGUGAGCAUUUACUGUGUACUUGUCUUGCUUAUUAUGCCUGGGUUUUAGACAGCUCUUCAGACAAAAACAAAUUUGAUUUGAAGACUAUCUUGGGCUCUAGGAAAUUGUGAUGGUGUAUUUUUCACUACUUUUUGUUACUAAACAUUUAAUCAAUUAGUCAGGAAAAUAAUUGGCAGAUUCAUUAAUGAUGAAAAUAAUAAGUUGCAGCUCUAAAUUAAAGACAAACAAAACUCUAAAAUGCGCUUCAAUGCCUAUAAUUCUCUCAGCAUAUACUGUUGCUUUAAACUUUGAAAGCCAAUUUGAAAUAAAAACAAUUUUACCAUAUUUGCACAAUUUGAUGUACAUGUUAGUAACCGUUCUUUCACAUGUCAAGCUGGACACAUGCACACCAGAAGGUACAUUGUUUAUCCCCAACACCCUUAUGUCUUGUAAUAGAAAACAGCAUUUGAUAUGUCCAAGUACAACCUUAAAGCAGAGAGAGCAACAUUUUUAGUAAGGCUUUUUUUGUGUUGUUUUCCUCUUCCCUUUAGCGAACAUUUCCGCCCACACACACACACACACAUAAAAGCUCCCCUUGGGAAACAUGCCAGCCAGUCAGCCUCCUCGUUCAGGCAGGAACAAGCACUCCUGUAUGAUGAUGAACAGCUGCUCUUCCUCGCCUGCUCACAGGUGUCUCUGGGCUCGCUAGUCUGUCCCCAUUUAUGACACACGUGCCCCCCCCAUUAUAUUUUCUUCAUGGAGAGGCUAGAUCACAGCUGCUAAUAAUAAGCUCACAUUACUUUUUUUGUUUGUCAGAUCAGUGGUCUGGUUAAGAACAUCAUGACACAGUGAGUCAUAGAGUGCAGACUGUAAUCAGCCUCUCCAACAGUGGCAUUUCCCAAUGUCCUGUAUUUUUGUUUAGAGAUUGAUGAUAGCAACGGGAACAGGACAUACCUGGUAAUGUAGUGUUCAGUGAUGCCAUGGAUGUAAUGGUAUUUUGCGAGGGGGGGGGUUGCCAUCUCAGUAUGUCCUCUGCACUCUAAUGGAGCGAUUUCAAACACACACAGUGAGUCAUAGUUUACCGUGUUCCUUCAGGCAGACCUACGUAAGCUGUUAGUGCUUGUGACUUUCACUCACAUGAAAGGUUUGCCAGGUUUAGGUUAGGGUAUGAUAAGGCUGUGUAAUGUAAUUACCUGGUAUGUGAUACAGGAAGGUCAUAAAAGUGGGUUAUUAAAGUUGUAUUGUUAUUAAUAGGCCUUCAUUUAAUCCUGUACAACAGGUUCAAUACUGCAAAUGUAAAAAAUGUUAAUGUUAAUUGCUGUUGAUGCUGUGCACAGAGGCUAACUCAACUCAUUUGACUUUGUGAUGGUCUUGUAGUGGAUUGCAUUAUAUUUUAAUUUGAUCUUCAUAUUAUUUUCUCCUUCCUAUAUGGAGCAGACAAAAUAGUAUCUUUCAUUUGUUGCACCAACUCUAUCUUUAAAAUAUUUUAUCAGAAUUGCAUUGGCACACAAAAAACAACUUAAAGAUCCCCCAGACAUGUUUUAAGACAUUUAAAAAUACUCCGCUUCAAAUAAUAAUUUGCGUCUGAUAUGGUUUCCCCACAAAAAGUUAAAUUACAUAUUUAAAGAUUCUUAAAAUGGCAUCUACUCCUUCUCCUGCACUGAACAAUUAUACAAAUGGGAAAACAGCCUUUUAGUGUCAAACUGCACAGUUUUUUGUGUGCUGUCACUCAGUGUGUACGUAUCUGAGAACUAGGCCAGGCCAGUGUAAACAUCUGGCUCAGUCCAGCGCUUGCCGCCUGUUGAGAGCCAUGACAGAUGGAGAGGGAGCGUAUGGCUCAGGCACCUCCAUCUUUGACCGUGUACGCCAGUUGUCUUCCCAAAAUAGCCAACACUCCCCGACCUUAUAUGUGCAGGCCUCCAGCGUGUGCCUGAGGAGGCAUCAUGUAUCUGGGCCACACAAUACAGGCUGCAGGCGCAUUGUUGCUGCUUACCAGCAGGCCUAUUGCCACCACAGGGACAAGGCCUCUUUUUCUUUCUGUCUUGGGACGGCUCACCAUGCAUCUCACCCAGCUCGACGGUGAAUGUCUCCUCCACCUUUUCUCCUUCCUUGACAAGGACAGCCGGAGGAGUUUGUCUCUUACCUGUCAUCAGCUGCGCGAAGUCUUCCUGGACCCUUGCCUCUGGACUCUACUUCACUUCAGCUCCCCGUGUCAGCUGACGAAGGACAACUUUGUGCUGGGACCCUCAUUACGUUUCUUGACAGUUUGCUGGUACUCCAGCAGGGUCCUGCAAGUGUGCAACAUCGAGGACUGGUUAAAAAGCUCGUUUCAGAAGGACAUCUGCAGUAAACAUGAGAGCCUGGUCAGCACUUUCCUGGCCCAUGUCUGCCACAUGUGUCCCAACCUGCUCUGGCUAACCCUGUCUGGCUGUGGACACAUCACUGACCAGGAUGUGAUCUCCGUGCUGCAGAGCUGCAGGAAGCUGCGCCGCCUCCACCUGGAGAACUGCGUACGCAUCACUGACUGCAGCCUGGAGGGUGUGGCGGCUCAUGGACACAGUCUGGAGGAGGUGAAGGUGGACUUUUGCAGGAACAUCACUCAGUCAGGGCUGCAGGCUGUCGGAGAGAAGAGGCCGGGCAUUCAGCUGAGUGCAGAGAGGAGCGCUGAUAUGAUCCCAGACAGCAAGCCUGAGGAGAGGGUGCCACUCAGGAGGACACUGCAGAAAGUCCUGCAGUUCUCCUGAAGCUAAGAAAUACCAGCUCCUUGGGCUCAGCCAUCUGUGACACUCUGAACCUGCUGACCUUGUGGAACAGCAAACCCGCAAAUUAGGCUAAAACCUUUGGCUGAAACCUGUCCUCCUGAGGAUCAGAUGUC
This is a messenger RNA of Perca fluviatilis (European perch), 3615 nucleotides long. RefSeq names its product F-box and leucine-rich repeat protein 22 (gene fbxl22). The transcript has 3 exons. Gene Ontology annotation, biological process: SCF-dependent proteasomal ubiquitin-dependent protein catabolic process. Gene Ontology annotation, cellular component: SCF ubiquitin ligase complex. The record is from RefSeq and is a predicted model, not a curated record. Gene Ontology annotation, molecular function: protein binding. The coding region runs from base 2684 to 3484 and encodes 266 amino acids. NCBI's taxonomy places the organism in Eukaryota, Metazoa, Chordata, Actinopteri, Perciformes, Percidae.